Serpula lacrymans var. lacrymans S7.9 is the source of this 471-nucleotide messenger RNA. RefSeq lists its product as uncharacterized. Lineage: Eukaryota; Fungi; Basidiomycota; Agaricomycetes; Boletales; Serpulaceae. Bases 1 to 471 code for a protein of 156 amino acids. The record is from RefSeq and is a predicted model, not a curated record. The transcript has 5 exons.
AUGGGUAUGGACAUUGACAACAACAUUACAGCUACAAAAAUGCUGAUACCUCCUCCAUCCAGUGUACCCACAAAAAAGUCUCCUCCACCGCCAUGGUUUCUUAUUGCCAUCCCCAAGCCCAGGAACAAGAAGCACAACACCGAUUUCAUACAAGUUGAUGCAUCCUUAGAAAACCUGAAAGCUAUUUUAUAUAAGGAUUUCCCAUUUGCCAGUGUUGGUCUCCACCUCCUUGACGCCAUAGAGCACGACCCCAAUUUCUCUCCAGGCCCUACUUCCCCUCAAGUGUUCAGUUUUAUUGAGCGGAUUAAGCAGGCGGACCCAAACUCCCCCAAAUUUGAUGAAGAUAACCAUGAUCUUGUCACUGUGAUUCUGGCCUUGCUGCCUGAAAAACAACCUUCAAAGACUGAGGUUGCAUUACUUAUGACUAAUCAAAAAUUGAAGAAGGUCCCUUGCAAGGCCACAAGAACCUAA